Molecule: messenger RNA, 2254 nt
Organism: Talpa occidentalis (Iberian mole)
Lineage: Eukaryota; Metazoa; Chordata; Mammalia; Eulipotyphla; Talpidae
Gene: CLIP4
Product: CAP-Gly domain containing linker protein family member 4
Exons: 16
Coding region: 261-2057 (598 amino acids)
Biological process (GO): cytoplasmic microtubule organization
Cellular component (GO): cytoplasm; microtubule plus-end; nucleus
Molecular function (GO): microtubule plus-end binding
Source: RefSeq, a predicted model, not a curated record
CGGAGCUGGCUGGUUUGCUGAAAGGAGGGCUCCAUCACCAGCAGGCAAGUCAAGGCCUGCCACCAUCUCCUGGCUAUCUCUCUAACUGGAAACUACAUUCGGGCCCCAGGGAGCCCAUUAUGAGAAUACCUAUUUCCAUACACUCCCAGCCUACUCUCUAAACAAUUUGGGCCCUUGCUGAGGAAGACCCAAGAGACCCUGAAAUCUUUCCUGGGUGAUACUGAGAAGACAGUCCCAUGAUUUGGGUGGCUUCCUAGAAGAUGACCAUAGAGGACCUUCCAGAUAUUCCAUUAGAAGGAUAUCCUUUGAUUGGAAAAUACCCAUUUUUAUUUCCAGGUUCUGAUACACCAGUUAUAUUUUCCAUCUCUGCAGCACCAAUGCCUUCAGACUGUGAUUUUCUCUUCUUUGAUCCAAAUGAUACAUCAUGUCAGGAAAUUCUCUUCGAUCCCAAAACUUCUGUAUCGGAAUUAUUUGCCAUUUUGAGACAGUGGGUUCCUCAGGUCCAGCAGAACAUCGACAUUAUCGGAAAUGAGAUUCUUAAGAGGGGUUGCAAUGUGAAUGACAGAGAUGGACUGACAGAUAUGACCCUUUUACAUUAUACUUGUAAAUCCGGAGCUCAUGGUAUUGGUGAUGUUGAUACAGCUGUAAAAUUUGCAACUCAACUUAUCAAUCUGGGAGCAGAUGUUAGUUUGCGGAGUCGCUGGACCAAUAUGAAUGCUUUGCACUAUGCUGCUUAUUUUGAUGUCCCUGAGCUUAUCAGAGUGGUUUUGAAGACAUCUAAACCAAAAGAUGUGGAUGCCACUUGCAGUGACUUUAAUUUUGGAACAGCUCUGCAUAUUGCUGCCUAUAACUUGUGUGCAGGUACUGUGAAAUGCUUAUUGGAGCAUGGAGCAAACCCUGCAUUUAGGAACGACAAGGGACAGAUCCCUGUGGACGUGGUUCCAGACCCAGUGGAGAUGCCGUUGGAAAUGGCUGACGCCGCAGCCACCGCUAAAGAGAUCAGGCAGAUGCUGCUGGACGCGGCGCCUCUGUCCUGCGAGGUCUUGAAGCCCGUGCUGCCAAACUACGAGCGCGUGACCAGCAGGGCCACGCUCACCUCCCUUGGCCUGAAGCUGGGGGACCGUGUGGUUAUCGCUGGACAGAAGGUUGGAACAUUAAGGUUUUGUGGAACAACUGAAUUCGCAAGUGGGCAGUGGGCUGGCAUUGAGUUGGAUGAACCAGAAGGAAAAAAUAAUGGAAGUGUUGGGAAAGUCCAGUACUUUAAAUGUGCCCCAAAAUAUGGCAUAUUUGCACCUCUCUCAAAGAUAAGUAAAGCAAAAGAUCGAAGGAAGAAUAUAGUACACACUUCGUCUACAAAAGCUGCUCCUCUCAUACGGUCCCAGAAAAUUGAUGUAGCGCAUGUAACAUCGAAAGUAAAUACUGGGUUAAUGACAUCCAAAAAAGAUAGUACUUCUGAAUCCACACUUCCAUUGCCUCCUGGUGGAGAAUUGAAAACUGUAGCAGAGAAAGAUGUUACACUGCUCGGAUCCAUCAGCAGCUCCUCCUCUACAUCUUCCUUGGAACACAAACAGAGCCACCCCAAGAAGCCGAAUGCAAGUAGCAAUAACAAGAAGACGAUGAGCAAAAGCUCCUCUGUUUCAUCUCGAGCCAGUGCUGGUUUGAAUUCCUCAGCAACAUCUAUAGCAAAUAAUUCCCGCGGAGAGGGAGAACUCCACGUUGGAGACAGAGUGUUGGUGGUAGGCCAGAGAAUCGGCACCAUUAAGUUUUUUGGGACAACAAACUUUGCUCCAGGAUAUUGGUAUGGUAUCGAGCUUGAGAAACCCCAUGGCAAGAAUGAUGGUUCAGUUGGAGGUGUGCAGUAUUUUAGUUGUUCUCCAAGAUAUGGAAUAUUUGCUCCCCCAUCCAGGGUACAAAGAAUGACAGAUUCCUUGGAUACGCUCUCAGAAAUUUCUUCAAAUAAACAGAAUCAUUCUUAUCCUGGUUUUAGGAGAAGUUUCAGUACAACGUCUGCUUCUUCCCAAAAAGAGAUUAACCGAAGAAAUGCUUUUGCCAAGUGAGUAUUCAGAAGAUUUAGAAAAACACCUUUCAAGAUGAACAUGAUGGGAUUCUGUGAAGGAAGAGAAGUGGAAUUUUAUAUCUUUUGCAUUGCUUGGUAGCAUUUUAACACAUAGGAGAAAAGGUGUGAUGAGUGUAUUGAGAAGAGUUCUUCCUCCCUCCUCUGCAAGCGCAAUUAAAAAUGUCACCAGUGACUAAA